UGGAGAAACAUACAGCAGCUACUUGUUUCCAAAGCUUUCUCUCCAAACUUCUGGUAACCGUCAAUUUCGUUGGUGGAUUUCGAUUCCUUUGGUUUAAUUUUGAUCUUAGGGGGAUCGAGAUGAUGAGCCGGAGCGCGACGAGGCAUCUUGCGCGGUCGGUGCUUGCGCAUGCGGGGCCGCGUUACUUUUCGACUGCCAUAGCACGCGGCGGCGCUGCUGCUGGAACUGAUGCAGCAGUGCUUGGGAGCCAAGUGCGCGGUGGCGCUGCAGGAAUUUUAUUUGGAUCGGGAAAUGGUGCGGAAAAGGUAACGGCGAAGUGGAUGAGGCUCGCGAUCCCGAGUUCGCGGAGUGCUAGUACAUUAGCUUUGGGAGAUAAGAAGGAGGAGGAGGAAAAGAAGGUUCACGGUGGAUCUGAUGAUAACGCCGCCGCUAGUAGCGGUGGAGGAAACAAUGGGAAAGCGAUUGCGAGUUACUGGGGAAUUGAAUCUGCGAAGAUUGUGAAAGAGGAUGGCACGGAAUGGAAGUGGAGCUGCUUUAGGCCAUGGGAGACGUACAAGGCUGAUCUGUCUAUAGAUCUGAAGAAACAUCACGCGCCGGAAACGUUCUUGGACAAGGUGGCCUAUUGGACCGUCAAAUCUCUCAGGGUUCCGACUGAUGUAUUCUUUCAGCGACGCUAUGGAUGCCGAGCGAUGAUGCUGGAAACUGUGGCGGCCGUACCGGGAAUGGUAGGCGGUAUGCUGCUUCACUGCAAGUCCCUGCGUCGAUUUGAGCACAGCGGAGGCUGGAUCAAAGCUCUCCUUGAAGAAGCAGAGAACGAGAGGAUGCAUCUGAUGACCUUCAUGGAGGUCUCUCAGCCGAGGUGGUACGAGCGCGCCUUAGUCUUCGCCGUUCAGGGCGUCUUCUUCAACGCCUAUUUCCUGACCUAUCUCAUCUCGCCCAAACUGGCGCACCGUAUUGUGGGCUACUUGGAAGAAGAAGCCAUCCACUCGUACACUGAGUUUCUGAAAGAGCUUGACAAGGGCACCAUUGAAAACGUUCCAGCUCCAGCUAUUGCACUUGAUUACUGGCGCCUCCCCCCAAAUUCGACUCUCCGUGAUGUAGUCAUGGUAGUCAGGGCAGAUGAGGCUCAUCACCGUGAUGUCAAUCACUUCGCAUCCGAUGUUCAUUUCCAGGGGCGCCAACUGAACGAAGCUCCAGCCCCAAUUGGGUAUCACUGAAUCAGCAGAGAGGUCUGAUCAAUAUGCACAUGCCCACAUCUACGAUAAAUCUACAAUAUCUUAUGUAAUUACAGUUUGUAGUUUGAGGGAUCGAAAGUAUUGUGGUGUUUGUUAUCAAAUCAACAAAUAAUCAAGAAUUCAUUGGCUAUUUA
Andrographis paniculata is the source of this 1369-nucleotide messenger RNA. RefSeq names its product ubiquinol oxidase 2, mitochondrial-like. The transcript has 4 exons. Gene Ontology annotation, molecular function: alternative oxidase activity. Gene Ontology annotation, cellular component: mitochondrion. Gene Ontology annotation, biological process: alternative respiration. The coding region runs from base 120 to 1217 and encodes 365 amino acids. NCBI's taxonomy places the organism in Eukaryota, Viridiplantae, Streptophyta, Magnoliopsida, Lamiales, Acanthaceae. The record is from RefSeq and is a predicted model, not a curated record.